Molecule: messenger RNA, 1362 nt
Organism: Neohortaea acidophila
Lineage: Eukaryota; Fungi; Ascomycota; Dothideomycetes; Mycosphaerellales; Teratosphaeriaceae
Product: acyl-CoA dehydrogenase/oxidase
Exons: 3
Coding region: 1-1362 (453 amino acids)
Cellular component (GO): mitochondrion
Molecular function (GO): acyl-CoA dehydrogenase activity; flavin adenine dinucleotide binding
Source: RefSeq, a predicted model, not a curated record
AUGAACACACCACUCGGACCAACGCCUUACCUCUUGUCUCAAAAAUUCCCCAUUGUCCCAGCUUUUCGUUACUGCUCCAGCAUCGUAUCACAUGGGAAGCUUCAGUGGCGACGCGCUAACCCUUCAACCAGAGCAAGAUGCAUUUCGACCACCCCCGCACGCAAAUACGCCACGACCGGCACCGUCGACCUCGAGGGCCUCGAGCCGACGCCCAUCUUCCAUCUGAACGAAGUGGAGGAGAUGAUGAAAGAGUCGGUCUCCAAGUUCGCCAACGAAACCAUCCUGCCCAAGGUGCGCGAGAUGGAUGAGAAGGAGGCCAUGGACCCCGCGAUCGUCGAGCAGUGCUUCGAGCAGGGCCUGAUGGGCAUCGAGAUCCCGGAGAAGUACGGUGGCGCGGGCAUGAACUUCACCGCCGCCAUCGUGGGCAUUGAGGAGCUGGCGCGCAUCGAUCCCAGCGUGAGCGUCAUGGUCGAUGUCCACAACACCCUGUGCAAUACGGCGAUUAUGAAGUACGGCACGGAGGAGUCCAAGUCCAAGUGGCUGCCCAAGCUGGCAACCGACACCGUCGGCUCUUUCUGCCUGUCCGAGCCGGCGUCGGGAUCCGAUGCAUUCGCGCUCAAGACCAAGGCGGAGAAGACGGCGGAUGGGUACAAGAUCAACGGCAGCAAGAUGUGGAUUUCCAACUCCGUCGAGGCCAACUUCUUCAUCGUCUUCGCCAACCUCAACCCCGAGGCGGGCUACAAGGGCAUCACGGCGUUCAUCGUCGACAAGGAGAUGAAGGGCUUCAGCAUCGCGAAGAAGGAGAAGAAGCUGGGCAUCAAGGCGUCGAGCACGUGCGUCAUCAACUUUGACGACGUGGAAAUUCCCAAGGGCAAUUUGCUCGGCGAGGAGGGGCAGGGCUACAAGUACGCCAUUGGCCUCCUCAACGAAGGCCGCAUCGGUAUUGCCGCGCAGAUGACGGGUCUCGCUCUCGGCGCGUGGGAGAACGCGGCCAAGUACUGCUGGAACGAUCGCAAGCAGUUUGGUCAGCUCGUCGGCGAGUUCCAGGGAAUGCAGCACGAGCUUGCCCAGGCCUACACCGAAAUCACCGCCGCUCGCGCUCUGGUCUACAAUGCUGCGCGGAAGAAGGAAGCUGGUCAGGACUUUGUCAUCGACGCGGCCAUGGCGAAGCUCUACGCGUCGCAGAUUGCCGGCAAGGUGAGCGCGCAGGCUGUGGCGUGGAUGGGAGGAAUGGGCUUCGUGCGCGAAGGCCUGGCAGAGAAGUACUACCGCGAUGCGAUGAUUGGCCAGAUUUACGAGGGCACGUCAAUGAUUCAAAAGACGACGAUCGGGCGGUUGUUGCAGAGGGAGUACACCACUUAG